This is a messenger RNA of Orbicella faveolata, 2459 nucleotides long. Its product is annotated as band 4.1-like protein 1. Gene Ontology annotation, biological process: actomyosin structure organization. Lineage: Eukaryota; Metazoa; Cnidaria; Anthozoa; Scleractinia; Merulinidae. Gene Ontology annotation, cellular component: cytoskeleton. The record is from RefSeq and is a predicted model, not a curated record.
AACCUGAUCAAAAAAGGAACAUUUGUUUAUUUGUAUUAGCCUGAUGUUAUCAUCAAUGGAAUUGGCAAAGGUCCUACAUACCAGAAGAAAAUUUAUUCUCAUUGCGGAAACACUGAACGGGAGACUAAUGAAACUUGUGAUUUUUCUCUCUUGCGACAUAAAUUCCUGCUUAUUUUUUCGCGGGGGAACAAAUCCAUUUUUACAAUCGAAUGCUUCUCUCUUUACUUUCUUAAGCUGUGAACGUCGUUGUCAAAAGAAUCAACCUGUCCUCUAGGACAUCUCUAGUGAUCAAACCAAACUAAUAUAAUAGCAAGCUUAUAACCUUCACGAGCCGAGUUAUUACAAGUUUCUGACUGUUUUUAUGAUUGAGGUUGCUUUGUAGAGGACUUUAAUUUCGUCACGUCCUUUACAUGUGAUCAGUGGAGUCAACCUUUAUAAUCCCUAAAAAAGACAAAAGGGAAAAAAGAGGAAAGGGAAGAUCAAGGUAGACUGCAGUAACGUUUUUCUUUACACCAGACUCAUGGCCUCAGAUUUUAAGUGAUUCUUUUCAUACAGAAAAAUACUUUGGUUCCGAAAUGAAGUGUACUGUGAAGAAGAGUCACGCAGAAAUCCCGGUGGGUUUCUGCUCUGUUGAUUUCGUAGUGAUCUGAAAUAACUGGACAUGAAAUGUGAGACAGACACGCGAAAAACGCGCGAGAUUUGCGCGGGAAACCUUUGAGAGUCACGAGGACCAAUGAGAGGGCAGGAUUGAAUACAAACAAAAUACUUCAGGGAGUAAUAUUUUUUGCACGACGAUCACGGUAAUAUUUGAAAUGGUGUCCGCUUAAUUUUUGAAUGAGCAACGUGCUGCGCACUAUUUCUAGUAUUCACAUUUCAAAGAGCGAAAAUUUCCGCAACGAACAAAGUUGAUGUUUACUUGAUCCAAAAAAGAGCUUUGCUAAGCUGUUUCACUUUCGAAAUGGCGUCUGUUACGAAAUCAGUGAGAUUUGGGAGAAGAAAAUCAAUGGGAAAACUAGAGUGUCAAGUUGUACUUCUAGAUAAUUCCCUCUUUGUGGCUACUUUUGACAAGAAGUCUACAAAAGGACAAGAGCUUUUUGGCAAUGUGUGUCAUAAGCUUGGUUUGCCGCCAAAUGCGAGAAACUACUUCGGGUUACAGUUCGUUGAUGGGGUCGAUGGCGAGUUGUCGUGGCUUGAUUUAGAAAGAGAAAUACGACCUCAGCGAAGAAAACCUUACACUUUUCAGUUUGCUGUCAAGUUCUAUCCAUCAGAUGCCAGCGUCGAGUCCAAAGAAGUCCAGGAACUAUUGGUUUUACAAAUCAAAGAUUCUUUGAUUCGGGGUAAAUUUGUCACUUCGGUCAAUGAACAUGCGAUCUUGGACGGGUUCUUCGCUCAAGCCCUUCUUGGGGACUUCAAACCUAAGUUUCACACUCGUGGCUACCUGGAGGAUUUAUUGGGAUCAUUUUUUGCUCCACCGAAUGGAAUAAAUUGUGAUGUUGAACUGAGCGAAGAUAACUACGAAGGCAUGGUGUACAAUUUACAUCGUUCGCAUAAAGGUAUGACCGCGAGCGAGGCAAGAAUCGCUUUCUUGGAGAUCGCCCACUGCCUUCCGUUUUACGGUAUGUCGUUACACCAUGGAGCGACGGAUAAAAACGGUAAUUCAGUGGUGUUGGCUACUUGCAGUAGCGGAGUUCUUGUAUUCGAUGUAGAUAACUUUGGAGCACCGGGUAAUGUGACUGUGAACUUCCCGUGGCAUGAAAUCGUCACCAUGAUUUAUCAAAACAGGAAAUUUUAUGUGGUUGUUUACUCAGAGGAAAGGAAAGACGGAGGUAGUUUUUCGUACAGGUUUCACGGGCAUUUCGGUCACAAGGCCGCAGAAAGAGUUCUCAACGACGCUUUACAGCAUCAGGCGCUUUUUCACCAGCCAGAGAAGAAGCUAUUUCGACGAAGCAAGUCCUUUGGCGAGGUGGAUUCUCAUUUGGCCAUGGGGCAGUUCAAGCGGAACGACAAGAAAUACGCUACGACUACUGGCAAGAUCCGUAGCCGCGGAUCUUUCAAGAAAUUCACCGAUUCUAUCAAACGAAAGAUGCCUCGGAGGCAGAGAAGUGCUAACUUGUCGGAUUCAGCAGUUGAGGAAAGCCCCAACACUAGCGUAAUGACUUAUGUGUAAAGUCUUUCUUUGUUACAAAUUAAUUGUACAUUCGCGUAUCUGUAGUAUUGAAUACACGUGGCUAGCUAUAAAUUUGCUAUUUAAUACCUUAACAGUGGCAAAAGUCUUUGAAGCGAGACGAAGUGCUUUCGAAGGACUAGUCCAUAUGUAAGGGACUAUCACGAUAGGUUAAUUUACAUACUGCUUUCCCCAAGGUCAAAGAUGUAGGCAAUAUUGUUUACAGUAGAACCCCGUUAAUACGACCACAUUCGGGCCAUGGAAAAUUGGUCGCAUUAACGGGAUGGUCGUAUUA